This is a messenger RNA of Lolium rigidum, 1209 nucleotides long. Its product is annotated as NAC domain-containing protein 7-like. The record is from RefSeq and is a predicted model, not a curated record. Gene Ontology annotation, biological process: regulation of DNA-templated transcription. The coding region runs from base 84 to 1052 and encodes 322 amino acids. Gene Ontology annotation, molecular function: DNA binding. The transcript has 4 exons. NCBI's taxonomy places the organism in Eukaryota, Viridiplantae, Streptophyta, Magnoliopsida, Poales, Poaceae.
UGCACGCGCGAAGGCGUGCUGAAGCAUCUUGUCAACUGUCAACUUACUUGGAGUAUCUAUAUUACUUCGAUCACUAGAAGAAGAUGAACGUUUUCUCCCAUGUCCCCCCUGGUUUUCGUUUCCACCCCACCGAUGAAGAACUGGUGGAUUACUACCUGAGAAAGAAGGUAGCACUGAAGAGGAUAGACUUGGACAUUAUAAAGGAUGUUGAUUUGUACAAAAUUGAGCCUUGGGAUCUACAAGAACAAUGCAAGAUUGGAACCGAAGACCAGAACGACUGGUUCUUCUUCAGCCACAAGGACAAGAAGUAUCCGACCGGCACUCGCACCAAUAGAGCCACCACCGCCGGUUUCUGGAAGGCUACCGGCAGGGACAAGCCGAUCUACGUCAAGCACUGCCUUGUCGGGAUGAGGAAGACCCUGGUUUUCUACAAGGGCCGGGCUCCCAAUGGGCAAAAGUCAGAUUGGAUCAUGCACGAGUACCGCUUGGAAUCCAAUGAAAAUGGAGCUCCCCACGAUGAAGGAUGGGUGGUCUGCAAGGUGUUCAAGAAGAGAGUGGCGGCGGUGCAGAGAAUGGCCACCGCAGACUCGCCCUUCUGGUUCAGUAACGACCAUAUGUCAUUCAUGGCGCCUCACGUCGACCAGAGCGCGGCGUACCAUCACGGCCACCAACAGAGCUACCACCACCCUUGCAAGGUGGAGUUGGAGUACCAUCACCUCCUUCCUCAGGAGCCCAUGAGCUUCCAGCAGCUCCCCCAGUUAGAGAGCCCCAGGCUCACAGACCUGAUUGGCGCUGUAGCUGCCAAUCUCCAGCACGAGGGUCAAGCUCCUCGGCAGCUUCAGAUCGAGCCGGUUUAUGCAUCUUCCGCAGAAUGGAGGGAUCUUGACAAAUUCAUGGCGUCUCAGCUCAGCCACGGUGCCUCAACUCCGAAGGAGUCCAGCAGCUACUCCAAUCCGGUGCAGGAGUUUCAGGUAGAAGGGAAGCAUGAAGAGGCCUUGGAUUAUGUGUCGACAUCUGCCACCUGCGAAGGGGAAAAUGACUUGUGGAAAUAACGGCAUAUAAACGAGAUGCAUAUACGAAAGAUAUACACACACUAACGAGCAGCACUAAUGCACUAUACAGCUUAAUAACAUUGUGCUGUGAAGUGAUUAAUGUACGUAAAAAAUAGCUAGAGAUGCCGUCCUAAUUAAGUUGUAUAUGUACUAGUAG